AUGUCGCUCUUGUCUUUAUUCGAAAUGACUCGCUUAUUAGAGCUAGCCGCCGAACGACCGUUGGCCUACUGUUAUUCUAUAUUAUCGCCGAGGUUCAAACGGUACCUUCUGGCCUAUAACGGUUCGACUAUACUAUACGUCUAUAUUGCAUUAGUUAGAGAAUCUCAGGAGGGAAGUAGUGACGUAAUGGCCACAUUUUCCGCGGAUCUCGUUCGUUAUAUCUCUUUAGCCACAGAAAGCUCUAUAUCAUUCCUAACCCUAUUUACUAGACCCUAUAGACUCACUGAAGAUGUCGAGCUAUAUAAAACUACCCUAUUAAUUACGAGCGAAUUUGGUAUUGCAAUAUUAAUCCUAUACCUUAAGAAGAUGAUCCACGUGAGCACCUCUUAUAUUAGUCUUCGUUCAAUUCCCGCUAAUAAAGUAGAGUCGGUAAUUAUGGCCGAAGAGCUACUUAAUAACCUACUUAGUGACGAUAUUUUAGAUAAGGGUUAUAUAGGUCAAAUGUUCCCAAAAAGCCUCUACCUCUAUGACACUGACUAA
Messenger RNA from Penicillium cinerascens, 540 nucleotides. RefSeq lists its product as uncharacterized. The transcript has 6 exons. The coding region runs from base 1 to 540 and encodes 179 amino acids. The record is from RefSeq and is a predicted model, not a curated record. Lineage: Eukaryota; Fungi; Ascomycota; Eurotiomycetes; Eurotiales; Aspergillaceae.